AUGGUCAUAGAGAAUAGCUCCCCAGAACAUAAUAGUCGCUCCAGUACCGAAUUUGCGAUUGAUAUUCCGAGAAAUAUCACCAGUCUCAAAAUAAGACUCAUCUGUAAAAACGACUACAUCAGCAAGCUCGCCUAUUACCCAGGGCGCAGCCCCUACGUCCUGGCGGGCAUUCUGCGCCACGAGCGCCCAGCGCGUCCGGCACCGCCAGACUACAACCUUCGCGCCAGGCUCCGCCGCAGGACCGUCCCACUCUCUGGGACCGCCAGGAGAUAUGGCUCACGUCCGGAGGGCACUCGCCAAUGCUCUGGUCGCCUGGGCCGCCAUGAGAUUCCCUCCCCCUCCGGAGACGCUAGGAUGGAGUGA
This is a messenger RNA of Morchella importuna, 363 nucleotides long. RefSeq lists its product as uncharacterized. Lineage: Eukaryota; Fungi; Ascomycota; Pezizomycetes; Pezizales; Morchellaceae. The transcript has 2 exons. The record is from RefSeq and is a predicted model, not a curated record. The coding region runs from base 1 to 363 and encodes 120 amino acids.